Messenger RNA from Daphnia magna, 4200 nucleotides. RefSeq names its product probable serine/threonine-protein kinase irlB. Gene Ontology annotation, biological process: intrinsic apoptotic signaling pathway in response to endoplasmic reticulum stress; IRE1-mediated unfolded protein response; protein phosphorylation. Bases 1267 to 4107 code for a protein of 946 amino acids. The record is from RefSeq and is a predicted model, not a curated record. The transcript is spliced from 6 exons. Lineage: Eukaryota; Metazoa; Arthropoda; Branchiopoda; Diplostraca; Daphniidae. Gene Ontology annotation, cellular component: IRE1-TRAF2-ASK1 complex. Gene Ontology annotation, molecular function: RNA endonuclease activity; ATP binding; protein serine/threonine kinase activity.
CCGUCAAAAUAAUUGCUGUUCUUUCUUUUUAUCCUCUCCGUAUUAGUUUUUUUUUUUUUAAAAUGAAGUAUCAACAUAAUACCAUCUACUAUGGUAGAGCCAUAACGAGUCGACUAAUUCUGUUGGCUUGGCUUGCCAACACCUGCACAACUGGACCAGCACAUCGGGUCGACAUCGCUUUAAUUAAUACAUCACCUGUUCCAAUUAAGACAAGUGCGAUGCAGCUCACUCGGUCACAAACAUGCAGUGUGACUACACAGCAUAGGGCCUAAUUUCCAGCAACAUUUGCACAGAGGGACGUCGAACUCGUUCGCUGCUAACUACGUACUUUAAACACACAAAGCCUUGCAGAUGUGACACAGUUGCAAUGGUCCGAAUUUUGAUCAAGAACUUGUGGAAAUACUCUACGUGGCGAUAAGUCGAUAACAAAUCGAUAGUAAAGACCCCCACCUAUUUGCACGUCGGAUACAAGUUUCUACACAUCGUAGGACGAAAGAACAGUAGUUUUGUGUGUCAUCUAAUCUUGCAAUAUGAGACAGGACACCUAAAUAUAAUGAUUGUUCCAACAUAAAACCAACGAAAUGCAGCAACAAUUCCAUUGCGCCCGCCAUGCUAAAUUGCAAAGACUAACACGAGGCUGGGCGAUCACUACGGAAGCGCUCACGGAAAGGAUGACUGGGCAUCAACCGAUCCGACAAACAUUCGGAUUGCCUUCACGUUCCUUGACAGCAGAAAAAUCAUCCAAUAGUUGAUGUAAAUUACCUCUCGUCGGCCUAGUUAUCCGUCCAAGCAUCUGUACGACUCUCCUCUUUAUGACUAGUUUUCUCUUUCCAGCUCGGGUAAGCGGCUGGCCAAAACAACUGCAAAAUAAAAGAAUCAAAUUUAAUUAGUGAAUGUUGAAUCAACGGCGAGAAAUAAAACCACUUAACAGUAACGCUUUAAUUAUGUAGCCCAUCUUCGAUGCACUCAGUCCCACAAAACGCAACUGCAUUUCCACUUUAAAAUUGCCCCGUCAAAUGUAAUUUUCAAGAAUCAAAAUCACAAGAAAAAUAACAGAUGUCUCCAGUGGUUGUGUAAAACAAACUUUACUAAUAAACGUAGCACGUCGAUUGACAUACGAUAGUGGUAUCUGUAUGAUCAAUCAAGAUUAGACGAUAUCAACUAAGGGCGUUGGCCAUUUGCUGACUUGGACUAAAAGAAGGCAACAGCGCCAUUCGGAAACUCGAAACAUCCAACAACUUUCUUUUCGUGGUGUGUAUCGACAUAAUGGAGGGGAAAAAAAUUACGUUCGAACGUAAUGCUACAUUAGGAAAAGGUGCUUAUGGAUACGUUUUUAGAGGCAAAUUUGAAGGCAUUCAAGUCGCAGUGAAAAGAGUUCUCCUUGAUGGCAACAUCAAAAGAAACGAAGAAGAAUGUUUGAAAAAAUUGAAACAUCCGAACAUUAUCAAACUUUUUCAUAGUGAAAGUGACGAUGACUUCAUAUUCUACGCAUUAGAAUUGUGUGAUGCCUCGCUGGAUCAACUGUUUUUGGGGUCGGAUGAUCCCCGAAAAUACAACGGACCUAUGCCACCUGAUAUCGUAGUGUUUCUUCAAUUAGCUUUAGGUCUUGAAUACAUCCAUUUCAAUAAAUUAAUUCAUCGAGAUAUUAAACCAGCAAAUAUCCUCAUUUCCGUUCGUUCAACUGACCGAAGUGAUGAGGUAACAAUCAAAUGGGCUGAUUUUGGACUGUCAAGAGCCGUAAAUGAGCGGGGGACGUUCACGUUGAGCGAAAUCAAAGGAACAGCAAAAUGGCGCGCCCCCGAGUCCCUGAAAUUGCUGGAAAACGCGCAAGAGGAAGAUGAGCCUCGAGGCACCGUUCAGAGCGACGUGUUUGUCCUAUGCCUCGUCUUCGGCUAUCUUCUUCUGAAGGGAGAUCAUCUCUACGGUUCCAAAGGAGAUAAUGUUGAAAAAAACAUUAGAAAAGGAAAUCCAGUGAAUAUGCAGAAAAUUAAUGGUGAAUUGCGCAAUUACUAUGAGUAUGACUUACUAAGGAAAAUGCUGGAAGACGACCCGCAAAAAAGAAUAACUUCGAAAGAAGUCGUCAAACAACUGAAAUCCAUCAACAAAAUGCUCACUAAAAAAAGAGAAGAAGAAUUGCGUCAACUAUGUGCCCGUGACUCUCCGUCUGAUCUAAUAGAAAAAAUUAAAGACUUAAUCCACCUGGGAAUUGAUGUGAAUGCAAAGGAUGAAAUAUAUGGACGGAAUGCGCUCCAUUAUUUGUGUCGAUUCAAUUCAAACUCGAAUUUAAUCGAUGCAAUUCAACUCUUAAUCCGCGAGGGAAUUGAUGUCAAUGCAAAGGGCAACGAUGGACGGAAUGCGCUCCAUUAUUUGUGUCGAAACAAAACCAACACAAGUUUUAUCGGCGCAAUGCAAACCUUGAUCGAAAAGGGAAUUGACGUCAACGCAACGAACAAAUAUGGAGAAAAUGCUCUUCAUUUAUUGUGUGGAAACUAUUCAACCUCAAACUCAAAAGAAGCAAUUAGAAUAUUAAUCCAAAAUGGGAUUCGCGUCAUACCCAACGGCAACGACCCACGAUCUAUUUUACGCAAAAACAAUGAACUGAGCAACACAGAAAAGAAAGAAAUUCUUAAACUCCUUGAUGAAAUGAAAAUAAAGUUCGACCAGCGUGAUAAAUUAGGAAGUGGUGGUUAUGGCUCCAUGUUUAGAGGAGAGUUAAAAAAUGACGCAGUUUGCCUUGCAGUAGCAGUAAAAAGAGUUUUACUAAAUGAGGUAAAUGCAAACGAAGAAAAAGCUUUGCGAGAGCUUGAGACCCAUCAAAACAUCGUCCAACUUUUCCAUUGUGAAAGCGACGACAAUUUCAGGUACUACGCAAUGGAAUUGUGCAACGCCUCUUUAGAUCAGCUGUUUUUGAAUUCGAAUAAUCCAAAAAAAUACAACGGACCUAUGCCACCUAAUAUCGAAGUGUUUCGUCAAUUAGCUGAAGGCCUGAAAUACAUACAUUUCAAGCAAUUAUUUCAUCGAGAUAUUAAACCAGAAAACGUCCUCAUAAAGCGACCUCCUCGUCAAGAUGACGAGACAAUAAUCAAAUGGGCUGACUUUGGAUUGUCAAAAGACGUAAAUGAGCGGGGAACCCGGACGUUGAGUGGAAUCAAAGGAACAAAUACUUGGUUCGCCCCUGAGUCCCUGAAAAACGCGCAAGAGGCAGGUGAGCUUCGAGGUACUGUCAAGAGCGAUGUGUUUGUCCUAGGCCUCGUCGUCGGUUACCUUUUCUUGAACGGCAAACAUCUUUACGGUAACGACGAGAUAGAAAUUCACUACAACAUCAAAGAAAAACGUCCGAUUAAAAUUGGAGAAAUUGCAACUAAACUGCGAGAGUGUAAUGCGUAUAACAUACUUAGUCAUAUGUUGGAAGACGACCUUCAAAUAAGAAUAACAUCGGCACAAGUCGUCGACGAACUAUCAAAUUCCAGGGGAACUGCACACACUCCAGAAUCGAACAACCAUCUUGACAAUUUUCUAUUAGAUUCGAAUCGGAUUGCACGCGAGGAAAAAUCGCAUCGGAUUGCACGCGAAGAAGAAUUGCGUCGAUUAUGUGCCCUUGAAAAUUCGUCGGAUCUAACAAUAGAAAUUGAAAAUCUAAUUAAGAAAGGAAUCGACAUCAAAGCAAAGGACCGAUUUAGAAAAAAUGCGCUACACAUUUUGUGCGAAUUGAAUUCAAGCUCGACGUUAAUCGAUGCAAUUAUACUGUUAAUCGAACAGGGAAUCGACGUGAAUGCAAAGGGCAACCAUGAACUGAACGCGCUCCAUUAUUUGUGUCGAAACAAAACAAACCCAAGUUUUGUCGACGCGAUGAAAACCUUGAUCGAAAAGGGAAUUGACGUCAACGCAACGAACAAAUAUGGAGAAAAUGCUCUUCAUUUAUUGUGUGGAAACUAUUCAACCUCAAACUCAAAAGAAGCAAUUAGAAUAUUAAUCCAAAAUGGGAUUCGCGUCAUACCCAACGGCAACGACCCACGAUCUAUUUUACGCAAAAACAAUGAACUGAGCAACACAGAAAAGAAAGAAAUUCUUAAACUCCUCGACAAAGCUGCGCUUACCCAGGGGUGAUUAGACAAAGACUCGACACUCGUUAUCUUAAAACGGUCACUUUGCUGUUUUUGUAGUCCUUCAUUCGUUUAAGUAAAAUAAACUAGGAGAGAU